AUGGAGUUUGUGACAGCCCUGGCAGACCUCCAGGCAGGGGCGAGCUGCCCCAUCUGUCUGGACUACUUGAAAGACCCAGUGACUAUCAUCUGUGGGCAUAACUUCUGUCGGUCCUGUAUUGAUAUGUCCUGGAAGGAUCUAAAUGAUACUUUCCCCUGCCCUUUUUGCAGAUUUUGCUGUUCAGAAAGGAAAUUGAUGCGCAAUCUCCAGCUGGGCAAUUUGAUUGAAAUUGCUAAGCUGCUCCAGAUGAGAAAAAGCAAGAGGAAGAGGCAGGAAGAGAAGCUUAUGUGUGAAAAGCACAAUCAGGUUUUGAUUUUUUUCUGUCAGAAGGACCGAGAGGUUUUAUGUCCACAGUGCAGUUUCUCCACUGAUCACCGGAAUCACUACAUUUGGCCCAUAGAAAAAGCUGCCCCCUAUCACAGGAAAAGAUUGGAGCGUUGCACUGAGCUUUGGAAGGAGAGAAUGGAGCAAGCUGAAAAAGUAAUAACUAUGCAAACCAGAAAAUCAUUGGAACUGAAGAAGAAAGUGGAAUAUAGGAGAGAAGAAAUAAAGGCUGAAUUUGAGCAACUUGUGUUGUUUCUCCAAAAUGAGCAAAAGACUGUUCUUCGGCAAUUACAAGAUGAAGAAAUGGAUAUUUUAACAAAACUAAAUGAAAAUCUAACAAAAUUUUCAGAUCAUGUUUCCAUAUUAAAAUAUCUAUUAAAGGAGAUAGAGAGCAAAUAUGUGAAGUCAGAACUGGAAUUACUGGCAGAUGUUAAAAAUAUCUACCAUAGGUAUAGAACCAUAGAGUCUCCUGAACCUUUUUCAUUCCAGUUGAAAGAAUAUGGUUACAGUCUUCCUCCACAGUAUUCUGGCCUAAACAAAAUUAUCAAGCAGUUUCAAGUAGAUGUAGUUCUAGAUCCUGAAACAGCACAUCGUAAACUUAUUGUCUCAGAAGAUAGGAAAACUGUGCAUUAUGGAAGUAAAAUGAAAAGCUUAUCUCGUAACCCGAGGAAAUUUUAUCUCUGCCCAGCUGUUCUGGGUUCUCAGGGCUAUAGUGCUGGCAGGCAUUAUUGGGAGGUAGAAGUGAAAGACAAGCCUGAAUGGAUCGUGGGUGUCUGUGAAGACUCGCUUCCCAGAAGGAGAAAGAGUCAGAAUCAGUGGAUUUUAGUACAGGAUGGAUUAUGGGGUAUUGGACGAUGCAGUCAGAGUAAUUAUGUUGCAUUGGGCCCUAAAAAAAUUAAUCUUCUGCCAAGAGUAACACCCAGUAAGAUUGGCGUGUUUUUGGACUAUGAUUUGGGUGAGGUUUCCUUUUACAAUUUGAGUGAUAGAGCUCUUCUCUAUAUUUUUAGUGAUUGUUUUACAGAAGCACUUUGGCCUUAUUUCUAUACUGGAACUGACUCUAAACCUCUUAAAAUCUGUACAGUAGCAGAUUCUGAAUGA
Molecule: messenger RNA, 1422 nt
Organism: Camelus dromedarius (Arabian camel)
Lineage: Eukaryota; Metazoa; Chordata; Mammalia; Artiodactyla; Camelidae
Product: tripartite motif-containing protein 60
Exons: 1
Coding region: 1-1422 (473 amino acids)
Biological process (GO): protein ubiquitination
Cellular component (GO): cytoplasm
Molecular function (GO): zinc ion binding; ubiquitin protein ligase activity; protein binding
Source: RefSeq, a predicted model, not a curated record